AUGUGAAUUCGAUAGAUUAGGGCCUUAUGAAUUUAUCUCAAUUGACUGAUUUCCUUAUAUGAACUGUAACUCAGUAAAAUCUUUUAAAUUGUUGCGUUUAUAUUUUUGUUCAGUAUAGCAGAAGCUACUAUGCCUUGCAGGAAGUAGACUGGUUGCCAGGCAAGUUCCACUCGCAAAGGAAAACUAGCUUGGAGGAGAGUAUGAUCCACUGUUGAGGACUAAACUCCACGGUGAAGGAAGUUUAGUCCGCUACGGAGAAAACGACGCAGAAGAGAAACUUCAGCAAUUAUUUAAAAGUAACUUGCAAGAAGCUUAUAUCCUGCAUCAAAAAUGUCAGUCGCAGGCUUCAAGAAACAAUUUUACAAAGCAAGCCAGAUGGUCAGUGAGAAGGUCGGAGGUGCAGAGGGAACCAAGCUGGAUGAAGACUUCAAAGAUCUGGAGAAGAGGGCAGAUGUGACCAGUAAAGCAGUGGUGGAUGUCAUCUCUAAAACAUCGGAGUACCUGCAGCCCAACCCAGCGUCCAGGGCCAAGCUGACCAUGCUGAACACGGUGUCUAAGAUGCGGGGCCAGGUGAAGAGCCCUGGCUAUCCCCAGGCUGAGGGGCUGCUGGGGGAGAGCAUGGCCAAGUUCGGACGAGAGAUUGGAGAGGACACCAACUUUGGUGGCGCCCUGGUGGAUGUGGGCGAGUCCAUGAAGAGGCUUGCUGAGGUCAAAGAUUCCCUGGAUAUCGAUGUCAAACAGAACUUUAUCGAUCCACUGCAGGCCGUCGUCGACAAGGACAUCAAAGACAUCCAGCACCAUCUGAAGAAGUUGGAAGGCAGGCGUCUGGACUACGAUUAUAAGAAGAAACGCCAGGGGAAGAUCCCAGACGAGGAGCUGAGAUCAGCCCUGGAGAAGUUCCACGAGUCCAAAGAGAUGGCAGAGAGCUCCAUGCACAACCUGCUGGAGACUGAUGUAGAGCAGGUGAGUCAGAUGGCUUCUCUGGUCGAGUCACAACUGCAAUAUCACAAACAGGCUGUGCAGAUUCUGGAGGAGCUGACUGACAAACUCCGAGACAGGGUGAACGAGGCCCAGUCUCGCCCCAGGCGUGAGUACACUCCUAAACCCAAAGCCUCCUUUGACUACGAAGAGCAGGAGCAUUCAAAUGGAGAGUACUCCCCCUCUGCCAACCCCACUUCAUACUCCUCAGACGUCACGUCCUUCCACAGAACACGGUCCAUGAAGAACAGUCGACACUCCUCUGAGCCGUGCGCUAAGGCCCUUUAUGACUUCGAGCCAGAGAACGAGGGUGAGCUGGGCUUCUGCGAGGGCGACAUCAUCAUGCUGACCAACCGCAUCGACGAGAACUGGUUGGAGGGCACUAUCCGCGGCCAAUCAGGAUUCUUCCCCAACAACUAUGUGGAAGUGGUGGUGCCCCUGUAACACUGACAGAACAAGAGGAGGGAUGAGGAGUGGGAGGGAGGGGGAAGGGAGAGAUGAGGGAGGGGGAAGGGAGAGAUGAGGGAGGGGGAAGGGAGAGAUGAGGGAGGGGGAAGGGAGAGAUGAGGGAGGGGGAAGGGAGAGAUAAGGGAGGGGGAAGGGAGAGAUGAGGGAGGGGGAAGGGAGAGAUGAGGGAGGGGGAAGGGAGAGAUGAGGGAGGGGGAAGGGAGAGAUGAGGGAGGGGGAAGGGAGAGAUGAGGGAGGGGGAAGGGAGAGAUGAGGGAGGGGGAAGGGAGAGAUGAGGGAGGGGGAAGGGAGAGAUGAGGGAGGACAGCGGUAGAAGAUGGGGGGCAUCUCAAAAGUCUAAAAUGACUUCCUCCUGUUGAUGAUCACUGAUCUAAAUAAAGCAGGACAAGGAAAUAUCGGUGUAAGAAAAUAAAACGAGAGAGGUCACCUUAGAUUGAGAUUCACCUAAAGAUGGAUGGAUAGAAAAAGUGGGAGGAAGAUGUUGAUGGAGAGAAAGGUUAGCACAAGGAAUGUGUAUCUUUGUUUUCAUUCUCUGUACACUACACCUCUCUUACCGGGACAUAUGGAGAUGGGGUUACUAGAGGAGAUAUUUGUCAUUAUGGGUGACCUGUACCCAUGAACACUACCAGAGGUGUGCUUUAAGCACACCUAGAAAAAAACCUGCAACAAAAUUGCCUUGAAAUUGUUACCUUUAAUCACCUAUUUACUUUAUAGACCCUUAAUUCUAGGGGAAAUGGUUAAAUAUGUUUUGUUCUUCCACAAUUGGGAAUCUUUGCAUGAAAAUCUGGUUCAUUUUAAUGCACAGUCUUUUUCUUAUAUAAAAACACAAAAUCCAUACACACCAAUUAUUUUCCUCCCUGGCAUGGAGAGUUAGAUAUAUCUUGGCUUUAGCUGUCCUAUGCUGCCCUCUGGUGGUCUAAGCCUGUUAUACCUUCAGGAGUAGGAUGUAGUUGCCCUGACUGAUCUAAGUUCAGUUGAGUAUGUUUCCCACUUAUGGUUAAGGUUAGGAUGUACGGACUGUAAGCUGAUCCUAGAAAUGUGCCCAGGGGCUAGUCCUGCAUGGACCUCAGUGCUGAUUUUUGUUUAUUUUAUGGUCCUUUUUCUAAUUCAUCCCAUACCUGGUAAAUGUGAUUGUUCAGCUUUUCUCUGGGUCUAAACUUACGUGAAGAGUUGGCCUGUUUGCUUACCUAUUUCUACUAAAGCCAACGUUGCCAUUUCCUUGGCAAGGCAAAUAUAUGGUGUUGUUGGAAACAGUUGGGCACCUAGGCUAGUAAAUAACUGUAGUGAAUGGUCAUUGUCUGUUGGUAUACACACAGCUCUGCAGGCCAGGUAUACCAUGUCUCUAAACACUAUAACAUUAUCUCCGUUUAGUACUGUUACGGCUGCAAGGCUGCCUUUCAUUGACUGGGAAGAUCUCAAUUGCUUUCUCCUCGUCUCCUGCUCAAACCCAUUGGAUGAGAAAGCCAGCCGGUCUGUCCCCUCUGACCUUUUCUUCCAAUGGGUUUCGAGAAAAAGGAGUAUGCAAUUGAGAUCUUCCUUUUGUCUGCUAUACCCCUUUGCCUCCCUCUUCUGUCUGUCUCUUAUUUUUGCUAACUUUUAUAUGGUCAAAAGAUGAAAAAGGGAAACGUUCCAUUGCCCACCCAAGUGCUUUGUUCUGUUUGUUGUGUUCUAACUUAGAUUUGAAGCCAUCUGUGCCUUCUGGCUUAACCCUGUGUGCCUGAGGGCUGAAGCCAAAGUAACAGUGUAGAGUGACCUCCUAUUAUUCACUUGCUACAGUCAGUUUGCAUACAGUGUGUUAGUGGUGCUUGGAUCAGCUGUUUUUAACACCCGCAAUUACUAAUAACCCAUCCGCAACCGCCUGACUGAUAAAGUGAACGUCCGAGGCCCGUCCCUAAACCGCAAAUAUAGAAAAUGCACUAUAGGCUAGUCAGACUGCAAGAAUAUUUUUUGGGACCGAGGGUGCAGGGACUUGUUUUUGGACCGAGGGUGCAGGGACUUGUUUUUGCCUUAUUUAGACAUGUUUCUGCUUAUGAUUUCUGACAUUUUGGAAGGCUAUUUGUUAGUCAACUUGUCUAUAAUUAUAUAUAUACAGCUUCUCUUCUGUCAUAUGUUGCCCUACAAUACUAACUAAACCCUUGCUUUCUAGAAUGUCAUAAAUCAAUAGAAUGAAUGCUUCAAUCUAGUUAACUUCGGUAAAGUUUCACAGAGCAAAGACGUUUAGCGAUUGGAGAGAAAAUGCAAUAACAACAUUUUAUAUUUUUUAGUUUUAUGUGCAAGAUUCCCAAAUGACAUCAGUUUGACUAGGAAAUAGAAAGCUGUGAACAACCUAACAUGUUUUUGACAAGGUUUCAGUUCGGCUUGGAUGCAAAUUAUGUGGUUUGAAAUUGUAGCAUUCACAUUCUCUCAAGAUGCUGAAAAAAAAAAAAAAAAAUCUCCAGUCCUGUUCCCAAGUCCACGUAUUUCCUACAUUUAGUGUAUAAUUUUACUGCAAGACAUGCUUAAUUCUGCAGGAGUUCAUAUUAAGUAUGAGGUUAUAGAUCUGCACACAGUCAGUGUCCAGAUUUCAGUUUCCAUCUAACCCAUCUGAACAGCAGGCUACAGUUCCCUUGACGUGCCAUAGGCCUAUUUGAAGGCCGUCUUGGCUGGCUAUUUUUUUUGUGCCUCACAAUCAUCAGAUGUAUAAACUCCCAGCAAUUUAAUGGGUAUUUACCAACGUUUCAGGAAUCACUGUGCCUUCCUCCUACCCUCCUACCCUGAGGAAGGCACAGUGAUGCUGAAAUGUUGGUAAAUACCCAUUAAAUUGCUGGGAGUUUAUACAUGGAGUGCGCAACUUUAUUUUGAUAGUUUAUUCGCCGUUAGUCAGCAACUCCACACAAACCAUUUUUUUCUGGGUGUUCGCCAGCUCAUGUUUUUUAAUUCACAACCAUCACAUAACAUAGCUGGCACUAUCAUCCUCUUUUACCGCCUCACCACAUCUUUCCCAAACACUACUUUUCUGGCCCUCCCUUCUCUUUAUUUUCAACUCUCCUUUUGUAGCUUUUCUCUUAUUGAAACUCCAACAUUGUCCUUUUUGCCUCCAUGGAUUGAAUUUUUUUCUGCCUGUUCCUAAAAGUGAUUGGUGUAUAGGCUAGUUGCCGUGCGUACAGGUAGGCCCUAAAGUUUAGGCUUAAUGCACUAAUGCCAGAUAGCCUAAAAUAAUGAAAGAAAUACCUCAAUGUAGCCUGACGAUAUAAAUUGCACAAGAACGAUACAUUUAUGGAUUUUUUUUUUCUUUAUUCAACCCACCCGCCUACAACCUGCCCUUCAUCCACACAAUAUUGAAUGUCCCUAAACCCAUCUCUUCAGAGGAUAUAACCACGGACUGUUCCAUCCAACCCGCUGCCAAAAGGGGAUUUGAAACAAGGGUUGUUUUUGUAUUUACACGUGUCACCCCAUGGUGUGGAUGGGUGGGAGAGACAGGAAAUAGUACUGUAUAUGACCAUGGACGUUAUUAGUCUUACUGGGUGUUUCAAUUCAAGCUACGCCUUUUACCCAGAGCCUCAGAACUGUGAUGAGCCCUACCCACAGCCAAUAACUGUCUACCCUCGUUAUCUAGUUGUGGAAUUGUAAGUGGAACAUACGCAUUGUUUUUAUGUCGAAAUAGGCACAGGACAGCUUAUACCCUACCCCCACUCACUGGCUAUCUGCCCCCAUUCCGCUGCCCCCUCGCCUCCUACCCUUCUCACACCUGCCCCGUUCUCCCAUUUUCAUCCCUAAACCCCCUUCCGACAUCUCUUAAUCCACCCCCUCAAACACUGUCUCUCAAAGGUCAUGACAUAACCCCCCCCCAUCUCCCUCUCCACUACUACCCUCCACUCCUUCCCUAGAACAUGCAGCUCUACCAAAAAAAACGACUAUCCUAUGUGCAUAAACUAAACACGUUCCACCUAACUUAAUGUUUACAUGUCUCUUGGGCUAUAUUUGUUGUGUUAACAUGGGUUUCAGUGCCUCUGUAGGUGAUUAAUGUUCAGGUGUGGGUUACCACAUCCCAUUAGCCUAAAUAAAAGGAACUAGGCAGGCAGGGGGGGAAGGAGCUCCAGUUGUCUAAGUACCUUGUUUACCGGUGUCUAUGAGUAAUGUAACAAAGGGCUCAGAUCAAGCAUGUCCGUUUUUGCGGACUGGUGUCGUUGUCUUCAACUAUUCUAAUGCCGUUGCUGACAAUCUAUUUAUGUUUUUCACACUACAUUCGAAGAUGGGUAUUUCUACCAAAUCCCACAGGAGUAUCAUAUUUUGAUAUUACGAGUAUUAUCUUAAUAGCAGCUUUAUUUUAAUAUACAGAGUCAUUUUGUGAAGUGUCCAUUGUAAAUUGCUCGUUGCCUGCAUGUGUCUAUAGGUUGUGUGUCUUGCUUCAGCGAUGAUGCCUUAUUUUGAGGCUCUGUGUUUUUGGUAAUUUACGCUCUCUGUGGAUCGAGGUUUGAACCAAGGCAGGAUUAUCUUUAUGUGCAUUCUUUUAUUAUCUUUGUAUUGUCAUUUAUUGUAUAUUUUUGCGACGAUGUAAAUGGGGAAUGUUGUCCGAUCACUUCUUAAAUAAAUAUGAAGGAAAAUGAAGUGGC
Messenger RNA from Oncorhynchus kisutch (coho salmon), 6038 nucleotides. RefSeq names its product endophilin-A2. The transcript has 9 exons. Gene Ontology annotation, molecular function: protein binding. Gene Ontology annotation, cellular component: presynapse; cytoplasm; glutamatergic synapse. The record is from RefSeq and is a predicted model, not a curated record. Gene Ontology annotation, biological process: synaptic vesicle uncoating. The coding region runs from base 331 to 1422 and encodes 363 amino acids. Lineage: Eukaryota; Metazoa; Chordata; Actinopteri; Salmoniformes; Salmonidae.